Ailuropoda melanoleuca (giant panda) is the source of this 11822-nucleotide messenger RNA. Its product is annotated as chondroitin sulfate proteoglycan 4. NCBI's taxonomy places the organism in Eukaryota, Metazoa, Chordata, Mammalia, Carnivora, Ursidae. The transcript is spliced from 10 exons. Gene Ontology annotation, biological process: anatomical structure morphogenesis. The record is from RefSeq and is a predicted model, not a curated record. Bases 50 to 7240 code for a protein of 2396 amino acids.
UGGGGCGCCGCCCGGGAGGUGAGCGCUGGCGCGGGGCCGCCGCGGCAGGAUGGGGCGGCUCGGGGCCCGCCGCCUCGUGCUGUUCGCCGCCUGCCUGGGGCUCUGCGGGGCGCGCGGGGCGCUCGGAGCAUCUUUUUAUGGUGAAAGCUAUGUGGAGCUCAACAUCAAAGAAGUUUCAUCUGAGUUGUCUCUUCAGUUAAGAUUUCAAACCAGCAAACCGCAGGGAUUACUUUUUCUUGCAGCUGGGAAAAAUGACUACUGUAUAAUAGAACUUCUAUCAGGAAACAUACGGGUGAGGCUGCAUUUGGGUGCAGGUGAACAAGUCCUCCUUUCUGAGCAAAGACUUCAUAUGGAUGACCUGCUUUGGCAUUCAGUGGAACUGUACUAUGUUAAAAACAAUAUCUCUCUGGUUAUCGAUGAACAUUAUGAGACAACUGGCCAACUCACUGGUGGGAUGCACAAUUUGCACUUUCAACAUGGAAUCUACAUAGCAGGCCAUGGUGGACUUGACGUCCCUUACCUAGAGGGAGAGCUCCCCAAUUUCCGUGGAUGUAUGGAGGAUGUGGUAUUUAACCAGAGGGAGAUCCUCGCAUCCCUUAGGUCUUACCCUGGUUUUAAGAAGGUCUAUGAGGUGUCACUAGGAUGCAGUGAUGAAUUUUUUGCAGGGGAGGAUGAAGCCAUCAAUUUCUUUAGCUCCAGAUCCUAUGUCACCUUCCCAGAAUGGAGGGUGCGAGGGGAAGGGCUGGUGGAAUUUGCUUUUCAGACUGGAAGUCAACAAGCUUUGCUUUUAUUUCAGUCAGGUAAAGAAGGAAAUUUUGUUGCUUUGGAAAUAGUCAAUGGUCUGUUGAAGGCUCAUGUAGGAAGGAGCAAAAGUAACACCCAGCUCUCUUCUUUUAGCUUAGUUAAUGACAAUAAGUGGCACAUUAUUCGACUCAAAUUCACUGGAAGGUAUCUGGACCUGAUGGUGGAUGAGCAAGGGGAAAGGACGUUGCUGCCUUUGCAAAGCAAACCAUUUGUAUCAGAAGGUCCCCUCUUCGUGGGAGGUCUUGAUAACGGUAAGGGAGAAGAAGUUAAGAAGUUAGAACUUGCCUCUGUGCCCAGGAAAUCUGCUCGAGGAAUCUCUUUCAAAGGGUGCUUAAGAGGCUUGGAAGCCAACUCGGAAAAGAGAGCAUUAAAGAACGCCCUUGUGUCCAAAGAUGUAGCUGCCGGGUGUAAAUUGCAGAGUAGUGAUAAUGAGAACCCUUUCAUAACGACAACAGAAAACCUGCUUCGGUCAGAAGUUCCCCUUUCCACUAGCGUCCCUGAGGCGGGCAAGCCUUUUCCUCACCAUGAGAGUAGCUAUUUCUUGAGUCUGAAUAACUUGGUGGUCCAGGAAGGUGGGCGAGCCUUACUGGAACAAAGGCAUAUGAACGUGGAUGUGGCAUCUGAAGAUCUCGGUAUCCAUCCUUCUCAAAUACUAUUUAACAUAGAGGAAAUGCCCCUUCAUGGGUUCCUUCGAAUCGAUGUUACCCCUGCACAGGAAAGGGAGGAGGCUUUCACUAUGUUAGAUUUGGGGCAAGGGAAAGUUUGGUAUGUCCACGAUGGUUCAGAAGAACCUAGGGAUUUUUUCACAUUUUCAGUCUCAUCCAAGAGCAAGAAGGAAAUGCCAUUAUAUCCGCAAGGACAUGUUCCAUAUGUGUUUAACAUUACUGUCCUUCUGGUAAAUGAUCCCCCAGUCCUUAAGCUCCCCGAAGGAAACUUGCUUCUCCUGUUUGAGAAUUCUAAGAAACGACUGACUCCAAAUAUAAUACACGUGUCAGACCCUGACACGGAUUCCUUGAGUCUUAGUUUCUCAGUUCUUGGCAACUUCAAUUCAGAUGCUGGGUUUUUAGAAAACACCAAUGGUCCUGGGAAAGCCAUUACUGGUUUUACACAUGGGGAUUUAAGAGAUGGCAACAUUUUCUAUGUGCACAGAGGUCAUCGGAACUCCCGGAUCCUUCUGAGAGCAAGCGAUGGAGAGCUGGUUAGCAAUACGGUAGUGUUACGGAUCAUGGCUGUUCCUUGGGACUUUGAAGUGGCCGUUAGAACCGGGGUAGUCGUCCAGCAGGGUGGCACGGUUCUGAUUACACAGAGCAACUUGUCGGUGGAGGUUAACGGUGAACCCCAUGAGAUGGAGACCCGCUAUGCUAUCACUCAUCCACCCCAGUUUGGCCAGAUUCAACGGCAGGGGACAAGGGGCGAAUGGAAACAAGUUAGUUCCUUUUCUCAGCGUUCCAUUGAUCGGGGUCGGGUCCGGUACCAUAGUACAUUUCAAGAAUUACAGCUAGAAAAUGUUACAGAUCACUUUAAAUUUAAAGUUAAUGUAGAAGGAAAAAUCAGUGAAGAGCUGAUGUUUCCUAUUACCGUACACUGGCUAAAGUUUAUACUUCUGAAAAAUGUUCCUCUCGAGGUCAGUAAAAUAAGCAGACAAGUAUUAAACUCUGAACAUUUGCAGGCUGCGACAGAGGGUGUGGACGUAACUCAGAGAGAACUGCAUUUUAAGUUACUGACCCCACCUAAGAAAGGAAAAUUGCUAGUUGGCAAUAAAGUUCUAAAAACAAAUUCCGUCUUCAGCCAACAAAACGUUGCAGACUCUAAGCUAAGUUAUGAGCCACAAGAGAGGCCCAGGGAAGACACACAAGAUACCUUUAGGUUCCUGAUUGUCGCAAAGCACAUAGAAUCAAAAGAUUAUACUUUCAGAAUAAACUUUGAAGGAGAUAAGACACGCAUUAUUGUAACUAACAGAGGAUUACUUGUAAAAGAAGGAGAAGGGAAAUUAAUUACGAAAUCGGAAUUAUUUGCUCAAACACUGGACAAUCAGACCUUCCAAUAUAAAAUCACCGAAAGUCCUCAGCACGGGAAACUGAAACUGGUUGACUUUUCAGAUCCUCUGGGAAGUCGUGACAAUGUCACCACAUUCACUGAUCAAGACAUACUGGGUGAGCGGCUGAUGUAUGUCCACGAUGACUCGGAGACCCAACAUGAUGAAUUCCUCCUUGUGGCCUCCGCCACAGGACCAGGCCAAGUGGUCAGGCAUCUCGACAUGGAACAUUUAUCCACAGAAAUCCAAGUUGCCAUUUCUGUAGAGUUAAAGAAUGAUGAGAAACCAGUGCGUAUGGUAGAUAAGGCCUUUCAUGUUGUGAGGAAUGGCCAGCGCCUACUGACCCUGGCAGAUCUCUGUUACCAUGACCCCGACUCAGAUUUUGAUGAUGGGCAGUUGCUCUACACCCGGCGGGGCAUCCCAAAUGGAGACUUGGUGAGAGCCAGUGAUCUCACUCAGAAACUCUACCAGUUCAGGCAGGAUGACCUGCGGGAGGGGCGAGUGCUCUUCCGGCAUCGGGGUGCGGACUCCGCCCGCUUUGUGCUGUUCGUGACAGAUGGUGUCCAUUACACAUCAUCCCUUCUUGAGGUCAGUGUGUCAGACCCUUACGUCCAGAUAGCCAACAACACGGGGCUGGUUGUACAAAGAGGAGAGGACAGCAGCCUCACAGCCUCUAACCUCAGUGUCACCACAAACCAAGAUGUCAGAACAGACCACGAGAUCGAAUUCCACAUGCUGCAGCCCCCCAAGCAUGGCAGAGUGCUGGUCAACCAUUCAGUGUCCCACUCAUUUUCCCAGCACGACUUGCAACAAGGAUGUGUGAUUUAUAGGCAUGAUGGCAGUGGCAACUCUGAUAUAUUCAACCUGACAGUGAAAGUUAAAGAGAUAAAUGUAGACGUGAGCAUCUACGUACGAGUGUACUCCGAAAGCCACCGACAUCGCACCCAAAUUCUGCUCAUCAAGACCCUUGUAGUUGAAGAAGGAAAACCAGUAAAACUGAGCAGAGGAAGACCCCAGGCUGUCCAUGAAGAUAAUAUUCCUUCAGAGGCAAUGUUCACCGUCAGAAUUCCGCCAAUGCACGGACACCUCCGGAAAUCCUUCCCAGAAGAAGGCAGCUUGGGUGCAGAUGCCAAGUCCCCUCUGAUUUUCACACAACAGGAUAUUGAUGACGGGGCUAUUCUUUAUGUGCAGACAGCUCCUGACCAACAACAGGACCGUUUUUUACUGGAUGUGGUGAAUGGUUUCCAAGCUGUGAAUGGAAUUGAAAUCUUAGUGGAUAUCGUCCCUAAGAGGAUUCCUCUGGAGGUACAAAAUUUCACAGUCCGAGAAGGUGGUUCCAAAGCACUUCUGGAAGACUAUCUCAAAAUUCCCAACAAAUAUUUUGAGGGAGUUGACUGUGAAUUUGUUCUACUCAAACCACCAAAACAUGGUUAUGUUGGAAAUUCUCAUUUUCCAAGAGUAAAGCUAAUGAAGUUUACCAGGAAACAGGUGGAAAAUGAAUUGAUUUACUACGUGCAUGAUGAUAGCGAGGAGCUCCUUGACAAUUUCACCAUCUUUGCAAAUAGCUCAGAGCUUGGAAAACAGAGUUUGCCCCGAACUCUUUUUGUAACUGUGGAAUCCGUAAAUGAUGAGGCUCCAGUAAUAACAGCCAACAAAAUCCUGCAGGUAUGGGCGAAUUCUGUCACUGAGAUUACCAGGGGUGACCUCUGUGCAGAAGAUGAGGACUCCUCCCCACAGGAUCUCACCUACUGGGUCACUCCACCCAGCAACGGACAUUUGGCUCUCCAGUCCUUUCCUGGCCGAAGCAUCCAGAAUUUCACCCAGGCUCAGAUCAACAAGGGCCAGCUAGUGUUUGUACACACCGGAGCCAUGUCAGGAGGCUUUAAUUUUCAGGUUACUGAUGGUUUGAACUUUGCACCGCGACAAAUUUUUAGCAUCACCGCUCAAACCCUGACCCUUCGCUUAGAAGUAAACCGAGGACUGAGCAUCUUUCCAGGUUCCGUGAAGCCCCUUUCAUCCUGUGACCUGAGAGCUGUGACCAAUGACGCGGACAGCACAGGAAACAGAACUGUAACAUUUACAGUUGUAAGUUCCCCUAGACUCGGGAGGCUGGUGCGAGUCAGUUCUGACAACAGCACAGAGGAUGUUUCCGUGUUUACACAGAAUCUGGUCAGUGAACGGCUGAUAUUAUACCAGCAUGUGGACCGUGAGAACACUGGCUGGACUGCAGAAGACUCUUUCACAUUUACGACAUCCUCCCCACCAGCAGCUCUAGGCCCUGAGGAGUUUCGUAUUACUAUUUCAUAUGAAAUUACUGAACCUGGUCGGCAGAGUCGUCUGCUUGCAAAUACAGGAGCUGCUGUCAAGGAGGGAGACAAAGUUCUCAUUGACCAAUCUAAUUUAGAUGCUUCCAACCUCUUACUGAAGUUGCCCAAAUCUCAGCGAUCUUCCUAUGAAAUCUGGUUCCAGGUUACGUCUCUUCCUCACCAUGGAACCAUUAUGGUUGGAGAGACAAAUAUUACCAAAGGAAAAUCCAGUUUCUCCCAGUAUAUAGUUAAUAAAUUUGGAAUCAUAUACAUUCAUGAUGACUCUGAAUCGCUGGCUGAUAAUUUUACCUUUGCCGUUUGGCCAAAACAAAAGAGCAAGUCCACCACCAAGCCAGAGGCUGACUUCCUUGAAGAGAUGUUUGACAUCACCAUCUCUCCUGUUAACGACCAGGCUCCAGAAUUAAAGACAGAAGGGCUUCGGUUGAAAGUCCUGCAGGGAAAUAGGUUGGUUGUGGGACCUGAAAACCUAAGAGUGGAAGACCUAGACAGUCCUCCAGAGGAGAUCAGCUACAUGAUCGUCCGCCAUCCUAAUAAUGGCUUUUUGGCAAUGGCGCCCCAUCCAGACAUACCUGUUCACCAUUUCACGCAAGCCAACAUUGAUAACUACCAGGUGUGGUUUGUACAAGAUGGAAGCCCAUCUUCAGGUGUGUUUUACUUUAGUGUGACUGAUGGCCAACACCGCCCGCUCUAUAAGCUCUUCCAUCUGGAUGUCAUCCCCAUCUCCAUCACCCUCGUGAACCUCAUGGACCUACUUCUCCCACAAGGGCAGACAACUGUCCUCAUCACCAGUACUCACUUGUCAGCAACGACGAAUGGGAGAAGCCCCGAAAUCACUUACAAGAUGACAAGGCCCCUCCGACAUGGGCAUCUGCUCAUUGAAAACCAGGUGGUUGUCAGCUUUGGGCAGGAAGAUCUGCAUUCAGGAAGACUGUCUUACCAUAUGACAAAUCUCACAGCCUCAGAGGACCAGCUGUAUUUCUCACUAUUUACGCCAGAAAGUAACCUGACAGGACAAAUGCUGAACAUCAGAGUACAGCCUUUACUGCGGGUUAUGUCAAACCUGACAGUCGCCAACACGGUGGCUUAUCAACUGAGGAGAAAGGACCUUGAUGCUACUGAGCUUGCUAAUAGGACUAACAGUGACCCCAAUUUUGAAGUGACCACACCCCCUGUCCAUGGAAGACUUGUGCGGAGAGUGGGCCAAGGCACGGCAAUAGAAAACGUUACUCUAUUCACUCAGAGGGACAUUGACCAAGGGUUGCUGAUGCUUCAUCCACAGGCCAACUUAACAGGCAUCGAUAUGCUGAAUGACUCCUUCACCUUCUUGCUCAGGGCAGACCAAGUACAGCCAGCAAUAGGUCACCUCCCCUUCACCAUAGUGCCACCUGACCCCUUAUGUUUGCAAACCUUUACCCCUGAUAUUUCUUUAUUAGUCACUGCAGAUAACCUUGUGACUUCAGCUCUCUCUCAGGAAAAGCCCACAGUUUCCUCAGGACCCACAGCAAAGACAGAAACUCUGGGGAAGCUGACCCAGACCAGGCAGCCGGAAACAAAUCCCUGGGGACGACACCAUGGUGAAGAGCUUGCUCUGGAUGGCAAGGCUUCCCCAACCAGGGUCAUUUGGCCACCAGACAUCACCGAUGCCAAUCCUGGGGCACCCACCCAGCCCAGAGAGAGCAGUUAUCCUUUGAUGGUCGUUGUACCCUUGGCUGUGGUGGUCUUCCUGCUGAUAGUAACUGCAGUGGGCUUGUGCAUCUGGCUGCUGGGCCAGAAAGUAGAAAAGACAAAUCCUCUUAUCAAGCCCCAGACCAAUCUGGAACCUACAACCCCCAGUCCUAGGCCAGAAAGGAGCAUAACUCUUCCCACUGUCACAGUGACGCCCCUUCUAAAAAGCUCCAGCAGUCCCCCAGUGAGUCUUUUCAGGGACCCACAAAGAGAGCAAAUGGCUUCUCCAGCCGCUGAACCAGUGGAGAAAUGUGCUCCUUGGGAGACAUGGAUGAAUCUGGAUCCUGAUAUGGUCAAGCUCUGCCGACAAACCAACCCAACACUGAAGCACAACCAGUAUUGGGUGUAGACUGAGUGCUUUUGUUCCUGAUUGACCACCUACUGUACUGGGAUAGGCACUGGGAUAUAAAGGCAAAGACAUGUUGGUUAGAUCAACUGAGAAGAGCCUGGCCCUCCCAGUUACUCGAUGCUCAGUUAUGGCUCCAUGGUUAGAUGUGGGCGAGUGUUUAUUGUGACUCGUACAACACUCAUCUGAUGGGCUCUCCACAAAGAGCUUUGUCUGCUUCUUCUGGACCUGACUCUGAGUAUAAGAUGUUGUCAAUUAUUUCAAUCCUUUAUCAAGGUGCUACCAAACAUGCUGGUCCAACUGGGAACAGCAGUAUUAACUUGGGUGCUAGAGUUAAUGGAGGAAGGCUUUGGAUAUUUUUCACUAAGGAUUCAUUCUCUCUAAGUGAGUCAGCAAGGAAAUGCAGGAACUGUUUCAGCAAGCAGAAAAGGUAAUUUAUCAAAUCAGUGAGUUUGUUUCUAGUGUAUUUCUAUAAUGCCUUUUCCUCCUUGGGGUCUCCAGCUUUGACUUCCUAGGACAGGAAAUGCCUUGGUGUUCCAGAUGGUAGGACAGUCUGACCCCCUUCGAAGGUAUUCACUGAGCCUAUUGUGUUUCAUCAAGAGGCUUUAUCUGUUCAGAUUUAUAAAGUCAAGCUGUGGUACAAAUAUGAUUUGAAGCCCUAAGAAAUGGAAAAGUCUGUUAAAUGUUUUACGAUGCCUCAAUUUGGCUUCACUUUACAAUGAACUGAAGUAAGGACAAAUUUGUAUUUGACUCGUUUGGUUGAGCCUUCCAUUGUCAGUUUCAAGCUUCCAUUUCCGUAAUUGUGAAAUGAAGAUACCAGUCCUUGUUUUAGUUAAGAAUGCUUUGGGUUGCAAAUCACAAGAAAUUAGCUAUGAGUGCUUGAGAUGGGGGAUUGGCAAUCUUUAUCUAUGCAGGGCCACGUAGUAAAUAUUUAAGUCUUUGUGGGGCCCCUAUGGCUGUUUAUUUUUAACAAUCUUUGUUUCUUAACAACCUUUUAAAACUGUCAAAACAAUUCUUAGUUCCUGCAUUUGACCUACAAAUCAUAGUUUGCCAACUAUUGAUUUGGCUAAGCAAUAAAAGUGUUGAAUUAUUUCAACUAACAAGCAGCCUGAGGUGGACACUCCAAGGCUGUUUCAGUGGUUCAAAGAUACCAUCAAGGACUGAGGCUCUUUUGUUCUUUCUGCCAUACCUUCCUCAAGCUGUUGGCAUUUCAUUUUUUUGCUUGGUUCCUUGUGAUUGUGACGGACUGCUCAUAUUCCAAGCAGUACAGUCACAUCAAAUACAGACAUUUUAGUGGGGGAAUAAACAGAUACGGCAAAAAGACCUUUUUUUUUUUCUUUUAGAGAGGAUCUUAUUUAUAAUUAUUACUAUUUUUAAUCCUGUAAGGGGAGGCCUUCUCAAACAUUUUCCCCGUUUUAUGUCUCAGUCUAGAAAUGAGAAAUGGGCAAAAGGGAAAUGGCUAACAAUCUCUUCCUGGGGCUGGGAGAGGAUUCUGCCCUUCAGAGAUCAGUGGAUGAGCCCACCACGUAAUUAGGGGAGGCUAAGCAGUGAAUAGGAUCUGCUAAAAUAUUCUUCAAGUAUGAAAUAAUUGGGAAAUAAGCAUUUUGAUCUUUCAUAGGGAGGUCUACUUGAAUAUCUCCUUUUCAUAUUUCAAUGAUUUUCUUAAAACCAGCGGCUGGUGUUUCUAGGGUGGAAGGAAGAAUGGCUCCUGGAAGGGGGGCAUUUUGGCAGGGUCUGGAGACAUUUUUGGUUUUCACAACAGGUGCUAUUGGCACCUAUUGGGUGUAAGCCAAGGAUGUUGCCAAAUAUCCAGCAAAGAAUUUUCUAGUCCAAAACUUCAGCCAUGCCAAGGUUGAGAAACCCCGGUUAAUGCCAUAAUGAAGAAUCUUCUUGUCUACCCAGUGAACAAUUAAUAAACCCAUUACCACGUCUAAGCAGCAACUAUAUUCUAGAAACAGAAUGAAAGGGUGAACAUUCCAUCGUAUGGCUGAAACUCUGGUUGGCAAAUGUGUUUAUAAGAGAACGUAUUAAAAACCAAACAAACCUUGUGGGCAGACUCAUUUCUUUAGAUUCCUUGAUAAAGGAGAAGAUUUUACCUGAUACUAGCAGGUGGGACAGAACAGGAGGAAAUUUUUAAAAAAGUGAUGCAGGAUAUUUAGAAAGGUAACAAUGAGGUCAAAGUGUCCCCAGAAGUCUAACGGCUCUGAUGCGUUCCAUGAGGACAAGACUUUUUUCUCAUCCUUUCCCUUUUCUGCUUCUCUAGGUUGCUUUUCUGUCCCAACCCAAUUUUAACUGCUCUUUGUGGAAACAGACUUCAUAAUCUACAGAAUAAAUGGAAGCGGAGCGUAUUUAGACCUAGAAAUAACUACCCGUGUCUUAAAUCCCUGAAUCUAAUGCUAUGACAGCUGGUACUGAAGAAAACUUCUCUACUCUUCUUCCUAAAGUGAUUCUCCCCUACCUUUCUCUAUUCCUGAAUUAUAUGUAGCCCCUUUCAAGUGUUUUUGUACUUGAUCCUUUUAGAAAGGAGGAGGACUGAGUGUCUUAACCCAAGGCUGGUUUGAUCACUAGGCAGCUCAGAAUUAGUCUUAAGCUUGUUCUAAGCAGCCAGGCACUCAGACUGAACGGGAUGGCAGUGCAUGCUGGAGCCUGCACGCAGAAAGGGAAGGCUGAGGAACAUCUUUGCAUCCAGUUAGUGGGUUCUGUUUUCUCUCUCCGCUGGGCAAGGAGAGAGCUGCCUGUUCUUUGUGGAAGAGCCAGAUAUAGUUGGCUCUAUGACCACGUUGGCCUCUUCCUUGCUUCGACCACAAGAUCUGUGAAGUUAGGAUUACCAACCUGGCCAAACAAAAAAGUGUGAUUUCUUCUCCUCUUUUCCUAUUAACUCUGUAACUUCAUACAGAUAGAAUUAGUGUCUGUAUUGGAAUGAAACAGAUACCGAAGCUCUGACAUGAUAAUGCACAUUGUUUGUGAGUGUGCCUGCCAGAGCAAGAACAUUAGCAUGAGGUCCAGAUGUCAAGAGUCAGUAAUUAAUAUAGAGCUUGGAAAGUUUUCUUCCAGAGCAUCUAGAAUAUUCUUCUGAUUUACAGAUGGAUCCAAUUAAAAGGAAAAAAAAUGCCUACCAUUUGGUGCUGGCUCAAAUAAAAAAUGAAAUAAAAAGUUUUGGCAAAUCCUUGUUUAGUGUUGAAAAUUAAAGUUUUGGGAAUUGAAAAUCAGUUUGUAAUGGUUUCUCCCAUACACAGAGCUACAAUGGCAUAGUCUCUGUCAUAAUUAAUUCUCUCCCUCUUAGCAAAUGACUGGAGAAUUAAUAAAUAGAUGCCAAAGUUUAAUAUCAGAAGAAUGUCUGAUUAUUGCUUAAAAGAAGGUAUACUUUGUGGUGGGCUGGGAGUGAAAGGUCUAACAUUUUUCCAUAUCUGGAGGCAUUGACAAAUUCUAAUCUUUCAGGGACCCUGACCCAACACCUACUUGCACUUCCUUAGACUCCUGCAUUAGUUAGGUGGUAUGGGACAGGUGCUCUCCUUACUCAUUGGUUUUUCAGAUUUCCAGGACUGUAGUAGACACAUCUGGAGUGUGGAUGGAAGGUAAUGGAAGAUGAUGGCACAUAUCAGAUGACAUUCUCUGAAUUUGAAAAUGGAACUGUGCUACAUACCUCCUACAUCUUUUAGAAGCAUUGGAAUUAAUAAUGAGUCUGAGGUUGGCCAUGUGUAGGGAGAGAUGUAGGGUUGAAAGUGGGCAUGGAGCCCCCUGCGGGGCAAGCUCAGUGAUGGAGCCUUUGGCUUGGGUGCUCAAGAACACCACUGGCUGCUUGACAGAGACCUGGAAGAGGCCGACUUCUCAUAAUGAUUGCCAAACAUUUAUUAGGCACCUACUGUAUGUGAGAUACUAAAUAUUAUAUCCUGCUCCUAGAUAUUGCAGAUGCAAAACGUUGUCCUGAAAGGAUCUUUCUGGUUUGUUUCCUCUAGUAGUUUCUCCCAGAAUCACAUGAGGGGUGCCAGGAGAGAGGAAGGUAUGGUAAAAGAAGGACAAAGGGAAAUAGAGGUUACGAAAGGGCUUCGUGUUUUCACUUGAAGCGCUUUUAAGCUAGUAUUGCCCAUCCAGCUGUACCGUGAGAAUGAGGAGCCCACUGGCCCGCUGAACACCACAUCAGCCCAGUCUUGCACCACUGGUCCCUUGAGGUGCCCCACCAUGCCUAGUGACACCAUCUGCAUCUGUUUUGACCCUGGCUGUCCUCUUCCAAGCAGUGUGGCUUUGAGUAACUUAUACAGCCUCUCUGAAUUUCACUUUCCUCAGCCAAAAAUUGGGGAUAAUAUUAGCACCUACCAUUUUGGGUUUUGUUAGGAUUUAGUGAUAUUAAUAUUCUCAUCAUUAUCAUCACCAUCAUCUUCGUACAACAUUUUCAGUGUGGCAGGCGCUAUGCUAACUGCCACAGAAACAUUUUCUUACCUACAGUUUUAACGCAUUUCAAAAGAACUGUUGCAGGGCGCCUGGGUUGCACAGUCUGUCAGGCCUCAGACUCUCGGUUUCCAAUCAGGUCGUGAUCUUGCGUAGGGCUCCGUGCUCAGUGCGGAGUCUGCUUGUCCCUCUCCCUCUG